UUUUCAACCUAAACAAUAUUCAUUAAAUUGUAUUAUAUUAGUUUGUAUUAUAUUUGUUUGUAUUAUAUUUGUUGUAUGGGUUAAAAAUUGCCCUAAAUAAAUUAUUAAUAUUGUUAAAAAAUGCCAAUAAUAUAUUAAAUAGAUGAAAGUAAUGUAAAAAAUGAAUAAAAUUAGUUUGGGAUUGGACUAUAAAAAUUUGUGUAAUGAAGUGGUUUCUGAGGUUAAUCGGAUUUUAUCACUUUGGAACAAUCGUAGGAAUAAUAUGAAAUGUUCCAAAUACUUCACUGAUGAUUUAUUCCUUAAACUUGCCGCGAAACAUUAUGGACUCUCCAGCCCUGAUGACUUCCUUCAAAAUUCCAUUAAAUUCCAUAAAUCCACUCAUAACAAUAAACUCAUUUACGAAUAUUUUCCAACCAACACUGUCAAUUGUAAUUCAGCCAAUGGUAACUCAGUAAAUGGUAACACAACCAAUGGUAACUCAGUAAAUGGUACCUUAUCCAAUGUUAACUCAGUUAGGAGUGUUAGAGGAGAUAAGUAUGGACUAAGAGGAGACAAUGAUAUUUGGUUAGGAUAUAAUAAAUAUUUAUCAUUUCUCAAUAUUUCUCUUCAUUCAAGUCAUUUUACUAAUUCUCUGGAUAGUAUUGAGGAAAAUACUACCGAUUCUGCUGCUACUAAUAGCACUGUAAAUACUGUUACUACUGUUAAUACUAAUAAUAGUGUAAAUAGUGUAAAUAAUACUGUAAAUAGUGUAAAUAGUGUGGAGAAUGUUGGAGAAUAUACAAUAUUUGUAUACCCGUAUAUGCGUAAGACCUCGAGAAUAAUAGUUGACACACUUGGUAGGGUGCCAAAUUUGUUAUCAUAUUCUGAUUUGUCAAGUGUGAUUUAUGUGUGUGGUUCGACUGGGAGUAGUAGAAUUCUCUCAUUCCUAUCAAAUCUACUCAAUAAUUCCAUCAAUGCUAUCCAUCAACAAUAUAAUAUUAACACUACUCUAUGGCCUUGGAUUAGUAAUACGGAUACUAGUGAUACACCGAGUUUCAGCAGUGAUAGUCCGAGUGACACAGCUGAUACUGUGGUGGGACUGAGUACCAAAUUGAACAUGCUGCUGGAUAUAAUUCAUACAAGUAUGAUAUUAAAUUACAGAAUGGAUAAUGAGGAUAAUUUAUUCCGAAUUGUCGAAUCCUUGCUAAAAAAUUGGGAAUCCACAGUUAACUCUAGUAUCACUAACCCACCUAACAUCACUAACCCACCUAACAUCACUGACACUAGUAUAUUGGAUAACUCUGAAACUAGGACAUUGGAUGACUCAUUACAAAUUGUAGAAGAGUUGGAUAGUGGGAUAUUGGAGAAGAUAAUGAGUAUAUUGGUAUUUAAGGGUAGAAUUGGAGGAUUGGGUACUAAUGAGAUAAGAGUAUUUAGUGAUUACGUAUGUGACAGACUACACCGAAUUAAGCCUAAAGUACUUUCUAAUCUUGCUCUAGCACUUGGUUACUCCAAAUCACUCGAUGAAUUUUGGAUGUAUACCCUUUCCAAACAUAUUAUUAAUCUCAUCACUCAUAGUACUAAUGGAACUGAGUUAGUCAAUUGUGGUAACUCAGUUACUAGUCACACGCAUAAUACAACCACCGGACCCUUAUCCACCGGACCCUUAACUACUGUGGACACUACUCCUGGUAGUGCUGAGAUUACCAGUACUAUUAGUUCCACUGUUGAUAUUAACUGCGUGGAUGAGUUGGAUGAGGAGGAUGUGGUGAUGAUAGUGGAUGGGUACUCAAAUGCUGGUUUAGAGGAUUAUAAUUUCUAUUCAGUAGUAUGUAACAGUUUUUCUGAUAAAUUUGAAAGUUUUUCACUGGAGAAUAAAAAUAUUAUCAUACGCUCUUUGUCUAAAGUCAGACACCAAAAUCAUCCAAUCACGUCACAAUUCGUUAAUACACUACUACAACACGUUGAUAAUAUUAAUAAAAGAGUGGAUACUUUGAGUAGAGUGAGUAUAAUGGAUAGGGGAGUGAGUAUAAUGGAUAGGGGAGUGGGUAUAUUGAAUAGGAGAUUUGAUAGUUUGAGUAAUGUGAAUGGAGUGAUGGAUAGGAUAGUUGUUGGUAUGGUGGGUGGUGGAGUGAUAAGUAUAUUUGAUUUGGAUUAUAAAAUUGAGAAUAUUGAUCCUUUAUGGAAAUUGUUAUCAUAUAAAGUUAAAGAAUCUUAUGAUAUCUGCUCUAUUAGCUGGAUACCCAUUGUUGUCAUCAAUUUUCCUAGUGUGGUAUCAUUAGUGGAUUUUUUACCGGUAUGGUUAAGACAUGUUAGUUUCACCAUUAAUAAACUAAGAUCGAGAACAUACAUGAUGACUAUUCAAAGGAGGCAUUUGUUAUUGAGACAUGCAUUUGAGUUUGGAAUUUUGCCGAAAUCACUACUGAGCCAAAAAUGUAAAAAACUACUCGACGAUAUCUGCAAUAAAAACUAUAUAACGUGUAAGGAGGAUUAUAUACCAGAGAGUUCAACGUUUCAUUUGGAGGUUUGCGCAUGCCUCAGGGCACUGGGAGUUACACAUCAACGUGAAAUCAACGUCGUACCCUUUGUCAUGGAUAUCGUUAUCUCACCCAAUAGUAUUGUGGAUGUGAAGACGAGUGUGGUAACGGAGGCUGAGAGAUCAACAGAUAUUGCCCGGUGUGGUUAUACGUUAGAAGAUGACCCUGAAGCCUUUCCGCUUAAAUAUAACAGGAACUCACCAAACCACAGGAAACGGAAACAAGAAGUCUAUACCAAUUUCAACUAACAAUUUCUCCCAAAUUUUUCAAAUAUUUUUAAAGCCUCCGGGACGAUUUUUUCAAUAUUUUACUAAAUA
Theileria parva strain Muguga is the source of this 2833-nucleotide messenger RNA. RefSeq lists its product as uncharacterized. The transcript is spliced from 5 exons. The record is from RefSeq and is a predicted model, not a curated record. Bases 161 to 2764 code for a protein of 867 amino acids. NCBI's taxonomy places the organism in Eukaryota, Apicomplexa, Aconoidasida, Piroplasmida, Theileriidae.